Messenger RNA from Bicyclus anynana (squinting bush brown), 1759 nucleotides. RefSeq names its product pancreatic triacylglycerol lipase. The coding region runs from base 156 to 1556 and encodes 466 amino acids. Gene Ontology annotation, molecular function: lipase activity. The transcript is spliced from 11 exons. Lineage: Eukaryota; Metazoa; Arthropoda; Insecta; Lepidoptera; Nymphalidae. The record is from RefSeq and is a predicted model, not a curated record. Gene Ontology annotation, biological process: lipid metabolic process.
UGUCUUCUUUAUAGUUGCAUGGAUGGGGAAGUCGAUAUCAGCCGGUUUUCAUACUCAUAUUGUAGGGUAUAUAAAUAAUUCACUCAUACAUUUUUAUCAUUUGACCAACAGAAAUCAGUGGUGGAUUGUUAACGAUUGUAUUGUUAUUUGUUAUAAUGAUUUUUCUCAUCGUUAUUGUGGUUUUGAUCUCCACUUUGGACCUUGGAACUGCUGGACGGGAUUGGGUGACUACUGAAGAAUUUGAAAAUUAUAUAACUCCAGAAGAUAUGCGAGAAUUCAUAAAAUGGUGUCAACGAAACGAUGCACUUGAAACGAAUGAAAUUGGAGGGGGCGGAGAUGUCAAUUAUGCAGUUUUUGAUGAAACAACUGCACUGCCAGUGCCCGAUACAGUAGACUGUUUUGGAUUGGGUUUACUGACGCGAGCACUGCCGCUCGACAUGCAGCCUGGCACUUCUGACGAUGUUAACACGCAUUUCUACUUCUCCUCUAGGAGAAAUCCGGCAAGGGUCCAGGUAUUUCCUGGCUCGCAGUUCGGCCUAGAAUGGGUUGACUUCAAACCUGAAAGAAAAACUGUCAUGAUUGUUCACGGAUUUAUGAGUCACAGCAACGCUUCCUGGGUGCUUGAUAUGACUAGAGCGUUUUUGGAAUGGCACGACGUGAAUGUCAUAGUUGUGGAUUGGAGCAGGGGCGGUAACACGUGGAAGUACUGGCGUGCUGUCGCCAACACGCGACGCGUUGGCUCCGACAUUACCGGGUUUAUGAAGCAGCUGAUGGCAGCGACUGGCGCUAGAGUGAAGGACUUCCACUUCGUGGGUCACAGCUUGGGAGCUCAUAUUGCAUCCUACGUCUCCUACCAUAUCGGCAAAGUUGCGAGGAUUACAGGUCUAGAUCCUGCUCAACCAUGUUUCCAAACAUCGAAUCGCGUGGAGCGUUUGGACGACACCGAUGCAGACUUCGUGGACGUCAUUCACACCAACGGUCGACUGCUGCACAGAAUUGGCUUCGGGCUUCCUGAUCCUAUCGGUCACGCAGACUUCUACCCUAACGGCGGUAUGCAGCAGCCGGGUUGUAAACAAAACAACAGCUCUCUCUGGCAACGACUGCUACCUGUGGCCAGAUUGCAACAAGCGAUCUGCAAUCAUGGGCGUUCUUACCUUCUUUUUACGGAGUCGCUGAUCAACAGCAACUGCAGCUUUCGUGCUCACCAGUGGAACCUAACUUAUGAAGGAGUAAACGCAAGUCUUAUAGCGGCCUGUCGCAGAUUUUCCUCAUGUUCUGUGAUGGGUAUCAAUGCUGUGGGAGAUGCGCGGGAGACCCGAGCCAAUGGAGCGUACUUCGUCUUGACUACCGAGAGGAACCCUUAUUGCCCCACGGAAGCUGAACGUCGUCAUCCUACGCCGGAUUUACUGAAAGACCUUCGUCGAGGGUUCCGCAUAGACCGGUCAGCCAAAGAUAUACCUACGCCCACACCAGCCUAUGCUGACCCCGACGUACAAGAAAUACCUACCACUACCGCUAAGAAUUGGUUUUGGAGACUUGUUAGUAACUUAGGUUAAUUAAUAUCUAUGAAUCUAAUAUUUUUAAUGGACAUAUUGUAACAAAGACAAUAUAAAGACUGAAUUGUUAAAAUAUGACGUUGACGUUAUCAAUAUAUUUGCAUUUUUCAUAAUUUGUAAGUUGAAAUAAUUAUUGAAGCAUAAGAAUUUAUAAGCGCAAUAAAUGAUUUUUGAUAUAAUUAAUAAAGAAUGUGACAUUGUGA